AACGGGCGGGGUUGACCAGUGCACGACGAUCCAACGCGUACUACUCACUGUUAGUACCUGCAUUCCUACUCAUCCACAGACUAGCUAGCUAGCACUAGCACGAGUCUCUGUAGACUUGUAUUCAUUGGUGAAUUGGUUAGUUUGUUUGGUUGGUUGGAUUGGUGGACUUGUUCACAGUCAGUCGGGUCCAUUGCAUUGGUGGAACUGUCUCGUUGUACCAAUACCAAUACCUAUUGAUACGGUACAUUCAAACAGGCAUGGGUCUCUUUUCUACCCUCGACAACCAACCGGACCAAGUCGGCAACCACCCGUCCACAUCGUCCACAUCCUUGUCGUUACCGACCGUCGUUCAACUCUACACCGACGAGCCUUUCCGUCUCGAACAAUCCGUGGCACAACUACCCUCCUACGCCGCACUCACGUACCAGGCCGUGUCCGUCCUCGUAACCGACUUGGCCGAGACACUCCCGGUCCUUUCCGUCCGGACCGAAACACACCGCGGACUCCGACACCGCCCACCACUCGCGACGGAACCGGUGCCGGAUCUUGGUGUCUGGAGUUGUCGGGUGAUAGCGCGGACCGCCCACCACGAAACGACGCACGAUGCCGCAACACUCACCGAUGCGCUCCUGCGCAUCCCCCACGACAGCAAUGCCGUCUUUGCCUUUACGGUGGAUCUACGCGACCCCGCACGCGUCGAACCGACACUCACGCGACUCCAAGAUGCACUCGUGCGGUACUUGAUUCAUCGGGAUGAACCAAACAACGACCCGCACGCCGAUGCGUUGCCCGUGGCACCGACUACCACCACCACCACGACGUCUCUGGAUGAUUUGCGCUCGGUCGCGUUUGGGACCGCACCACACGAUGAUGAUUCCGUCAAGGCGGUACCGGAAACCAAGGAUCGUACGGUCCGCGUGACUCUGGCAAUCUGCGCACGAAUGCCCGCAGACGACUUGGACACUACGUAUACUAAUAACAGUAGCAAUAACAAAAGCAACAACGACCCUCCGGCCAAGGAAGAAGCCGUUGCAGGCUACCACGCCAAGCAAACGCAAAAUUUGAUUUAUUAUCACUUGCGCCGGUACGCGGCUGCUUUGAACGCGAGUUUGAUCUUUGUGGAUGAAUCCACCAGUUCCACCACCGACAAAGGGACGGCAUUGACCGAUCGACAACCGACCGUGAGUCUACCGCAACUGGCCUUUUUUCUACGCGAACUGGCUCGUGGCAAAGCCCUCUGGCUCGAAUUGGAACAAUCGGCGCGUACCAACGACGAAGACGACUCGAAUGACGAGUCCAACGCAAAGGCCCCGACUCCCGAGUCGGCCCAUGCCAUCGUCUACGGACCCGGUUCCCACCAAGAAGACUUGAUCGAAUCCGUGUGGCUCCGCAACGCCCAGUAUCCCGGACACUGGGAUGCGGCGAAGGAUCCCGUCUGGAAAAUUCUACCGCCCCCACCCUUACCCGAUCCCUCUGCCAUUGGCAAGCGGCCACCGCCACCGACGGGCACGGUCGGAGACGAAGCCUGGUUGACCGAACUCCGUGAUUCCGUGGCGACCGUGACCGAUGCCGCCAGCAAGACGCCGCCUCCCAAAAACAAGUCGGGGGUCAACCCGGCCGCCGGUACGACACCCGUCGAUAAGACGCCCAACGAAAAGGAUGUCUCCAACUUUUUUGAAUCGCUCCUGAAAACCAAGUGAUAACUCGCCAUACCCACACAAAUUUCGUAGGUAAACUAAAACGAAACACGUACACGC
Molecule: messenger RNA, 1757 nt
Organism: Phaeodactylum tricornutum CCAP 1055/1
Lineage: Eukaryota; Bacillariophyta; Bacillariophyceae; Surirellales; Neidiaceae
Exons: 1
Coding region: 258-1700 (480 amino acids)
Source: RefSeq, a predicted model, not a curated record